Molecule: messenger RNA, 1530 nt
Organism: Linum tenue
Lineage: Eukaryota; Viridiplantae; Streptophyta; Magnoliopsida; Malpighiales; Linaceae
Source: the annotation of a GenBank genome assembly
AUAAAUUAAAGCCCCUUCCUUCCUUCCUUCCUUCCUUCCUCUCCCUCUGCCUCUGCGUGUAUAUAUACACAUAUACACCCACGCAAACAUAGGCCUUGUUAUUCUUACUUAGUUAUUGGUCACUUAACUUUCGCCUUCCUUUGCUAAUAUUUAUAUACUCUUCCGUCCAUCUGCCGUCCACCGUCUCCUCUUCGCGUCGUCAUCAUGGUGAGCAUAAUUUCGCUGGUGACGGGGAGGGCCGGACCGAGCGGGUUCGGUUCGGCUUCCACCGCCGAGCUCGUCACCGAAGGAAUCGACGCCUCCCAUCUCACCGUCCUCAUCACCGGUGGUGCAAGCGGGAUCGGACUGGAGACGGCAAGAGUGAUGGCACAACACAAAGCCCACGUCAUCAUCGGCGCCAGGAACAUGGAAGCUGCAAGCAAGGCCAAACACCUCAUCCUCAAGCACACCCCAGGCGCCCGCGUCGACGUCCUGCAGCUGGACCUGGCUUCUACCAGAUCCGUCAGAGCUUUUGCCGACAGCUUCAAGGCCCUCAAUCUGCCCCUCAACGUCUUAAUAAACAAUGCAGGAGUGAUGUUCUGCCCUUACCAGCAGUCCGAAGACGGGAUCGAGAUGCAGUUCGCUACCAAUCAUCUGGGCCAUUUCCUGCUGACGAACCUGCUGGUGGACAAAAUGAAGGAGACAGCUCGAGCUACAGGUGUGGAAGGCAGGAUCGUGAACCUGUCCUCCAUUGCCCACAUCCACACUUACCGACACGCCAUCCUCUUUGACGAUAUCAACGACAAGAAACGUUAUUCUGACAAAAGGGCGUAUGGGCAGUCCAAGCUGGCCAACAUCCUGCACGCCAAAGAGCUCUCCCGACGCUUCCAGGAGGAAGGGGUGAACAUUACAGCAAACGCGGUGCAUCCAGGGUUAAUCAUGACUCCUCUUUUCAGAUACUCUGCCAUUUCCAUGAGGAUUUUGAAGUUCUUUUCCAGCUUUCUAUGGAAGAACGUGCCUCAGGGAGCUGCGACGACGUGCUACGUGGCGCUGCACCCAGCGAUGAAAGGGGUGACGGGGAAAUACUUUGCUGACUGCAACGAGAUUCAACCAAGCUCCCACGCCAGGGACGAAAUGCUGGCCAGGAAGCUCUGGGAUUUCAGCAACAAGCUCGUCAACUCUGCUGCCUCUUCCAAAGCUUAAUCAAACACAACAAAAUUCAUAUAAUCUACAUUGCCCUUCUUUUUUCCCCCUUCCCCUUUAUUGAACGAAAUAUAUAUAUAUGGUUAUCAACUUAUAUCAAUCUAAAUCAUGAGUCUGGCCAAUUUGGAUGCGCGGUGCACAGAGUUGAAUUUCAGUGAAUGUUUGAUUGUUAGUUUGCUAGUUUUCCUUGCCAUUAUGUCUCAGUGACACGUACAUCGUCUCAGCCAAUCCCCGCGUGACACGGCAUUGAGAUGGAAAGGGACGAUCGCAACCUCCAGAACAAAUACGUACAGCUUUCUUCAAUUCCCUAUAUGUCACAACGUCGCUAUCCUCUGCUUUCAUUCUGCA